Fulvia fulva is the source of this 363-nucleotide messenger RNA. RefSeq lists its product as uncharacterized. Gene Ontology annotation, molecular function: DNA-binding transcription factor activity. The record is from RefSeq and is a predicted model, not a curated record. The transcript is spliced from 2 exons. Lineage: Eukaryota; Fungi; Ascomycota; Dothideomycetes; Mycosphaerellales; Mycosphaerellaceae. Gene Ontology annotation, biological process: regulation of DNA-templated transcription. The coding region runs from base 1 to 363 and encodes 120 amino acids.
AUGUCCUCGCAAGCAUGCUCAAGUUCGGUGCAGUCGUCGGCACAGGAUGAGGAUGACUGGACGGCGGUGACAGAUCCUGGCGAGCGGCGCAAGAUACAGAAUCGCAUCGCUCAGCGCAAGUUCAGAGACAAAGUGCGGCAACAACGAGAAAACAACGACCGCGCCGCUGAAAACCAACGACAAGCAGCAGGCACCUAUCGCGCUCCCGAUCCGGAAGACGUAGACGGAGGCACCGAGUCCGGUCUUCCUUGGGGGAGCAUAUCACUGGGCCACAUCAUCAAGACGGGGCGCGCGAAAGAGCAGAACUCACGGGAGACGUCGCUGUAUGCUGCGGCGUCGAAGGCAGGCGGCAGCUCGAGGUAA